GUUCCUCCUUUUCAUUUGCCUCCUCUGUCUCUCUCUCCUGUCUCUAUCCGGUUAUGGAGGUCUGCUACAAAGACAUUUAAACGCAGCUGCGCUCCAAACUACGAUAAUCUUCCAUUUAGGAACCAGGAAACCAAAGUUAUUUUAAACACAUAAUUCAAGAUGCCCGUGGCUGUAGGUCCAUAUGGCCAGACCCAGCCCAGCUGUUUCGACAGGGUCAAGAUGGGCUUCAUGAUGGGGUUUGCAGUAGGAAUGGCUGCUGGAGCCAUGUUUGGCACUUUUUCCUGUCUCAGGAUCGGCAUGCGGGGCAGGGAGCUGAUGGGAGGAGUGGGGAAGACCAUGAUGCAGAGCGGGGGAACGUUCGGCACCUUUAUGGCCAUCGGUAUGGGCAUCCGCUGCUGAGGCGGACGAGGAGCAACAUCCUUCUCCACCUCUAUGCAAUUACACACCUAUGGGACUUUUCAAGUAACUACAAGUUCGGCUUUCUGUCUGUUCAAUGCUGUCACGCUCUCAACCGCAGUCUAGUUUUGUCAAUUAAAGUUCAGUUUUGUCGA
Messenger RNA from Epinephelus moara (kelp grouper), 551 nucleotides. It is a transcript of the gene romo1, whose product is annotated as reactive oxygen species modulator 1. Gene Ontology annotation, cellular component: TIM23 mitochondrial import inner membrane translocase complex. NCBI's taxonomy places the organism in Eukaryota, Metazoa, Chordata, Actinopteri, Perciformes, Serranidae. Gene Ontology annotation, biological process: protein import into mitochondrial matrix; protein insertion into mitochondrial inner membrane. Bases 160 to 399 code for a protein of 79 amino acids. The record is from RefSeq and is a predicted model, not a curated record. The transcript is spliced from 3 exons.